Molecule: messenger RNA, 3899 nt
Organism: Lagenorhynchus albirostris (white-beaked dolphin)
Lineage: Eukaryota; Metazoa; Chordata; Mammalia; Artiodactyla; Delphinidae
Gene: SOX9
Product: SRY-box transcription factor 9
Exons: 3
Coding region: 348-1877 (509 amino acids)
Biological process (GO): morphogenesis of an epithelium; positive regulation of chondrocyte differentiation; heart development
Cellular component (GO): nucleus
Molecular function (GO): DNA-binding transcription factor activity, RNA polymerase II-specific; RNA polymerase II cis-regulatory region sequence-specific DNA binding
Source: RefSeq, a predicted model, not a curated record
UUGAAACUGACUGGGAACUUGAGUGGCGCCGCGACUUGCCAGUUUCACUCCAGGAACUUUUCUUUGCAGGAGGAGGAGAGAAGGGGUGCAGUCGCCCCCCGCUUUUUGCUUUCUUCCCCCCCUCCUCUCCAAUUCGCCUUCCCCCACUUGGAGCGGGCAGCUGCGGGCUGGCCCCCGCGCGCCUUCCUAAAAGCUCGCCGCUGCGGCCGAGUGACGCGCCAGGCUCCCCGGGAGCCGCUCGCCCCGCGUCCGGGCAGCCGAGGGGAGAGUAGCCCGCGCCUCGAGCCCCCGAGCCGCCGCGGCUUCUCGCCUUUCCCGGCCACCCGCCCCCUGUCCCGGGCCUGCGUAUGAAUCUCCUGGACCCCUUCAUGAAGAUGACCGACGAGCAGGAGAAGGGCCUGUCCGGCGCCCCCAGCCCCUCCAUGUCCGAGGACUCGGCGGGCUCGCCCUGCCCUUCGGGCUCCGGCUCCGACACCGAGAACACGCGGCCCCAGGAGAACACGUUCCCCAAGGGCGAGCCGGACCUGAAGAAGGAGAGCGAAGAGGACAAGUUCCCCGUGUGCAUCCGCGAGGCCGUCAGCCAGGUGCUCAAGGGCUACGACUGGACGCUGGUACCCAUGCCGGUGCGCGUCAACGGCUCGAGCAAGAACAAGCCGCACGUCAAGCGGCCCAUGAACGCCUUCAUGGUGUGGGCGCAGGCGGCGCGCAGGAAGCUCGCCGACCAGUACCCACACCUGCACAACGCCGAGCUCAGCAAGACGCUGGGCAAACUCUGGAGACUGCUGAAUGAGAGCGAGAAGCGGCCCUUCGUGGAGGAGGCGGAGCGGCUGCGCGUGCAGCACAAGAAGGACCACCCGGAUUACAAGUACCAGCCGCGGCGGAGGAAGUCGGUGAAGAACGGCCAGGCGGAGGCCGAGGAGGCCACAGAGCAGACGCACAUCUCCCCCAACGCCAUCUUCAAGGCGCUGCAGGCCGACUCGCCGCACUCCUCCUCCGGCAUGAGCGAGGUCCACUCCCCCGGCGAGCACUCCGGGCAAUCGCAGGGUCCACCGACGCCACCCACCACCCCCAAAACCGACGUGCAGCCGGGCAAGGCUGACCUGAAGCGAGAGGGGCGCCCACUGCCAGAGGGGGGCAGACAGCCCCCCAUCGACUUCCGCGACGUGGACAUCGGCGAGCUGAGCAGCGACGUCAUCUCCAACAUCGAGACCUUCGACGUGAACGAGUUCGACCAGUACCUGCCGCCCAAUGGCCACCCGGGGGUGCCGGCCACGCACGGCCAGGUCACCUACACGGGCAGCUACGGCAUCAGCAGCACAGCUGCGGCCCCGGCGGGCGCUAGCCACGUGUGGAUGUCCAAGCAGCAGGCGCCGCCGCCGCCCCCGCAGGCGCCCCCGCCGGCCCCGCCGGCGCCCCCGCAGCCGCCCGCGCAGGCGCCCCCCCAGCCGUCCGCGCAGGCGCCCCCGCAGCCGCCCGCGCAGGCGCACACGCUGACCACGCUGAGCAGCGAGCCGGGCCAGGCCCAGCGAACGCACAUCAAGACGGAGCAGCUGAGUCCCAGCCACUACAGCGAGCAGCAGCAGCACUCGCCUCAGCAGAUCGCCUACAGCCCCUUCAGCCUCCCGCACUACAGCCCGUCCUACCCGCCCAUCACCCGCUCGCAGUACGACUACACUGACCACCAGAACUCCGGCUCCUACUACAGCCAUGCGGCGGGCCAGGGCUCCGGCCUCUACUCCACUUUCACCUACAUGAACCCGGCGCAGCGGCCCAUGUACACCCCCAUCGCCGACACCUCCGGGGUCCCUUCCAUCCCGCAGACCCACAGCCCCCAGCACUGGGAACAGCCCGUCUACACACAGCUCACCAGACCUUGAGGAACGCUUAGAGAGCGACGAUGGCCAUGAUGAUCGUAAAAAGAACCCAAGAAAUAACGCAACCAACCAGAAUUUCCUUUGGACAUUUUUUUUUUCUUACCUUUAAAGACAUGUACGCUGAAGGCAAGUCGAACUCAGAUUACAAGACAGAAACAUUGACUAUCCAAACGCAUUACCACCUUGUUGUGAAUCAGUGGCCAGGCCACUCUUGGCUAGACGGACCAGCAGAACCGACGGGAAACUGGACUGGAAACCUUCAAAGCAAGCGUGGAGGGUGAUGGAGAUUCGUGUGACCAGUUGGCUCAGUCUCUCUGCCUGUUUGGACUUUGUAAUUAUUUUUUAGCAGUAAUUAAAGAAAAAAGUCCUCUGUGAGGAAUAUUCUCUAUUUUAAAUAUUUUUAGUAUGUACUGUGUAUGAUUCAUUACCAUUUUGAGGGGAUUUAUACAUAUUUUUAGAUAAAAAAAAUUAAAUGCUCUUAUUUUUCCAACAGCUAAACUACUUAGUCGAACAGCGUGCCCUAGCUUUUCUUGCAACCAGAGUAUUUUUGUACAGAUUUGCUUUCUCUUACAGACAAACAGACAAAAAAAAAAAAAGUGUGUGUGUUGUAUUAACCUACAGAAGCCACAGAUUUGUGUUACGUGAUCAGUUUGGGGGGUUAGCUUUGCUUAAUUCCUCAGGCUUUCUGAUUCAAGGAGUUGCCUUAGAAAAAUCAAGGCCUUACUUUGCAAAUACGGAAGUAAACAAUAGUCUAGAGACGAUUUGGUAAGCAUUUGGUAAGCUUUAUCAUAUAUAUGUUUUUUAAACGAGAAAAACACCUUAAAGCCUUAAAACCAUGCUGCUGGAAAAUCCUUGUGCCCUCUUCUAGUGCAUUUAUCCUCCUGUGUUUGCUCACUCACCGCAACCUUAAGAAAGAAGCAAAAAGCAAGCAAAGGAGACGUUUGGGGAAUGUUUCAGCAGCCAAUACUGUGCCCCAGCACACUGCCCCCUGGUUGCCUGCCCGGGCCCCAUGUGGAACACAGAUGCUAGAAUCCUCUCACUUACACUGUCACCUGUGCCUCUCUGAAAACCAGCAGUUAACUUCAAGACAUUCCAUGUGCUAAGAUUAUUUAUUUUGUAAGGAGAGGUUUUAAUUAAAAACAACAAAAAAAUCUUCCUCUUUUUUUUUAAAUUUUUUAAAUUUACCUUCUUUAAAAUAGGUUGUUGGAGCCGCGUCCUCAAAGGGUAUGGUCAUCUGUUGUUAAAUUAUGUCCUUAACUGUAACCAGUUUUUUUUAUUUAUCUCUUUAAUCUUUUUUUUUAUUAAAAACAAGUUUCUUUGGAUUCCUUGUCCUAGAUUUGUAUAAAUGCCUUUUUGUCUGUCCUUUUUUUUUUUUCCUCUUUGUUGUUUUGUUGAAAACAAACUGGAAACUUGUUUCUCUUUUUGUACAAAUGAGAGUUUGCGGAUGUAGUGUAUCACUGAGUCAUUUGCAGUGUUUUCUGCCACAGAUCUUUGGGCUGCCUAAACUGUGUGUGCGCGUGUGCGUGUGUGUGUGUUGUGACUCAAUGUGUCAAAAGCGUGUGUCAUCGAUGUUCCCCUUCGUGUUCUCUUGGAGAGGGGGAGGAGCGGGGAGGGGGGGUCAGCCCACUGACAGACCUUAAUUCUUAAUUCUGUGGCUGGGGAGUGAGGAUUGCUUUUUAAAAAAGACAGCAAACUUUUUUUUUAUUUAAAAAAAGAUAUAUUAACAGUUUUAGAAGUCAGUAGAGUAAAAUCUUAAAGCACUCUUAUAAUAUGGCAUCUUUCCAUUUCUGUAUAAAAGCAGAUCUUUUUUUAAAAAAAAUAUUCCUGUAACUUAAGAAACCUGGCAUUUAAAUCAUAUUUUGUCUUUAGGUAAGGUUUGGUUUGUGUUUGUGUUUUGUUUGUUUCGCUUGUUUUCCCCCCCAAACCUUUUGUUUUCUCUGUGAAACUUACCUUUCCUUUUUCUCAUCCUUUCUUUUUUUUGUAUAUUAUUGUUUACAAUAAAUAUACAUUGCAUUAAAAAGACAA